AAUGGCCGGUUGCGAGUGAAUCGUGCUACUCCAGCAGAUGCGCCAAGUUCUUAUGAGUAUGAUCAGAGAGCUCGCCAGAAUUUGAGAAAAUGCCCGAAGCUGUUAAGAUUGAUGAAGUGCGACUGGCUAGCGAUCUUGAGAAGAAGUCCGUUGACGGUUUUGUGCUGUAUGAAGGUGAUGAACCGGCGGCAAUUCUUCUCUUCUACUAUGCCUACCACUUGGGAAGACAAUAUAUCCAUAUGGAGGACGUAUGUACACCACAUCCGCCGUAAAGGAUACGGUCGAUUGCUGUGGAGAGAACUUGGAGUGUUGGCCAAGGAACUACAUGUAGAACGACUCCAAUGGAAUGUGCUCGAUUGGAAUUCCAAUGCAAUCGCUUUCUAUGAGACGUUGCCGUGCGAGAAUCUCACAAAGAAGGAGGGUUGGUUACUGUAUCGACUAGACGCUGAAGGAAUAGCUGCCUUGGCACAACCGAAGAACUCAACUCCUCGACAGGAACAAAAACUCCAAAACGGUAGUGAAUGA
Molecule: messenger RNA, 525 nt
Organism: Ostertagia ostertagi
Lineage: Eukaryota; Metazoa; Nematoda; Chromadorea; Rhabditida; Trichostrongylidae
Source: the annotation of a GenBank genome assembly